UUCUCCCAGGACGGGCAGUUUUUUGCAUUUUGCGGUACAGAUGGUAAAUUAAGGAUAUGGGAAACAGCAACGAGUCGUUUAAAACAAGAAUUCGUGCCAAAUCUCCACCUUUCAUCGCCAUGCAGCGUUUUAGGAUGGAUCACCGUUUCCACGCAGUCUACCACUACUUCGACAUCACCAUGGAAAAAGCGUCGAAAAAAGUCUAUAACCGAAAAUAUAGAACAAAAAGAAUUUAUAGCAAUGGGUUCUACCAAUGGAACCAUUACUUUGUAUGAUAUAUCUACCUCAUCAAUUAGCGAUCAACUUCAAAAUGGACAUAGUUCUACUAUUACAGCAUUAACAUGGUCUUCUAAUUCUACCCUAUUUACUGUAGCUGAGGAUAAACAAAUUGUAGAAUGGAAUCUGUAUGAAAAAUCAGUAAAAUGCAAAUGGAAAUCUGGGAAAGGGAAAGUAACAUCACUUGCAGUUUUACCUGAAGGAAAUUCACUUUUAUCUGGAGAACGAAUGAUAAAAUGGUGGGAUUUAGAAACUAAACAAAUUAUUGGAACAUUUACUGGCCAUGCAAACCAAUUAAAUGCAUUGCAUUGUGUAAAAAUAUCUAACGAAACCAGUUAUUUAUUUAGCAGUGGCAGUGGAGAUGAUUAUCUCAGUGUUUGGUCUUUAAAUGAAGCAAAAAAAGAUAAAGUAUCGGUAGCGACAUUAACUUUACCCGAUGAAGCCCUCUCAUUUUCCAUUAAAGCUGUCGAAGAUUCGCAAAUUUUAAUUUUAUCUGUAACACGUUCGGGCCAUGCCCAAUUUUUUAAGUAUCAAGCAAACGGUACAUCUUCAAAACCUAUUAAGCCGUCAUUAAACGUUUUGGUAGCUACUGAUGCUGGACAAAAAGAAUCGGUACAGCAAAUACCAAUUAUAAAAGCGGAAUUAAUAGAAGAUGCUAAAAUGAUGUUAGCAUAUGGUACAAUCGCUGGUUUAUCAAUUGAAAAAGUUAUACCAAAUUUUUCUGAUAAAAUACAAUGCCUAAUAAGAACAGAUUUAAGAAAAGGAAAAGACAAAAAAGAAGAAAUAAUUACAAAAGUAAAAAUGGCAGAUAGUCAAAAAGUAGAAUAUCUCGCACCAGGAGUUGAAGGAGCACUGCCUUCGGUGAAAAGAAACAAGUCGGGCACUGGUUCACAACUUCCUCUCAAAGUUAGAUUAGAAAAUUUGAGUUUAAACGCAGAAACAAGUACACCUGAUAAAACAACGUCCAAAGGUGAAAAUAUGGCUCAGCUAUUGAUUCAAGGUUUACAUAGUGAAGACGCCAAUCUACUUGCAAGUGUUUUAUAUGUAAAAAAGGAAAGUGUAAUAAAAAAUACUGUGGCAAAACUUCCGGUGCAAGCAAUAAUACCGUUAUUAAAAGAGCUCACAAAAAUGCUUCAAGGAAAAACUUAUCCAAGUAAAAUUGCGGUUUUAUGGUUAAAAGCAUUAGUAUCAACUCAUGCAGCACAAAUGAUUUCCCAUCCAAAUAUAGGAGAAGCAUUAGCUCCUAUUUUAAGUUUGAUCGAUGCCAAACAAAUGCUUUUAACAGAAGUAACAAGGUUAAAAGGAAGAGUAGAGCUUGUUACGGGCCAGAUUUCACAGCGUAUAGAAAAACAAGAGAAAGAUGUUACAGAAGAAUGCUUGUUAGUUUAUCAAGACCAAGAUUCAUCGGAAGAAGAUAUAGAUGUUGGUAAAGUGGAAUUGGGUAGUGAAUCAGAUGACAACUGGGCAGAAACGUCAGAUAGAGAGCAAAUGCAGGAAGACGUUGAAAAUGGAAAAUCUGAUGAUGAUGCUUCUCUUAGCAGUUCAAAUUAAUAAUUAAACUGUAAUUAUAAAUAUUUGUUUUAAAGAGACUUAUAUUUUCUAAUGUACAAAAACUUUGUAAAAUAUCAAAGUUCUCACUUUUCUAUUUGUUAACUUUCAUCGUUCUUCAAUGCUUAAAAAAUAAUCAUAAAGCAUACAACAGAUGUAUCGUCUCAUACAAGAUUUAUUUCCGAAUAAAAUAGUAAAAACUUUACUUGUUCACGAAAAAAUUAAUAAAUAAAUGAAAAUUAUACGCUGAAGAUAUAUCUUUUGGAGUAAUAUAAUAACGUAAUUAAUUUGAUAUGCAAUCGAAGGGUUGUU
Ceratosolen solmsi marchali is the source of this 2136-nucleotide messenger RNA. RefSeq names its product WD repeat-containing protein 43. Gene Ontology annotation, biological process: maturation of SSU-rRNA from tricistronic rRNA transcript (SSU-rRNA, 5.8S rRNA, LSU-rRNA). Gene Ontology annotation, cellular component: nucleolus. The annotation marks the transcript as partial. The transcript has 6 exons. Gene Ontology annotation, molecular function: protein binding. The record is from RefSeq and is a predicted model, not a curated record. Lineage: Eukaryota; Metazoa; Arthropoda; Insecta; Hymenoptera; Agaonidae.